AUGCGUUUGUUAAAAUCAAUCGAGUCGUCAGACAAUGACAAUGCUCACAAGAAGGGAAAGCAGUCUCUCAUUUCUCGAUAUAUGGUGGUCUUUGAAGAAGUCAUGAAUAACAAAGAUGCACGGAAUUGCUUUAAACAAUUUUUAAAAGAAGAAACACAUAGCGCAGAAGCUCUACUUUUUUUGGAAGACCUGAAUACGUACAAAACCGAAUAUCAGAACACGAACGUAGAAUUUGAAAAGGAUUCGUUUGAGAAGAACAGCAAAUCAACGCGGAAGAUGGUGCUUCAUCUCUUUGAUCAGGCCAAGCGAAUCAUUACUACUUAUAUAGACACAUUUUCGAUAACAGAGCUCAACUUGGGCCAUGGUAAAGCCACCAUUACAAAGAAUUGGGCUAAAAUUGACUAUCAUGCCAAAACCAUACUUCCAGAUUUUUCAGGUUGUGACACCACAAGCAACACUUCUAACGCCAGUGCUUCAAGCAACUCUAGUCCGAAAAACUCUAAUUGGGACAAAGAGGGAUUGAGUCAAUUAUUUUUCAUGUUGGAACCAUCAACAUUGUUUGAUUCAUGUGAAGUGAAUGUCGUUUUGGAUUUGAAAUUGGACCAAUUUCCUCUCUUUUCAAGAUCACAGUUGUUGGACAAAUUUCUGAUUGAAAUGGGAGAAACAUUCAGUCGAAGCAUUGCCAUUGAUGUUUCAAAAGGAAAAAACAUUGAUGUUCGAUUCAAACCCAAAGAUUUUGAAUCAAGACUCUUGACAGACAAGGAUAUUUAUUUUGCCUUUGCAUUGUGUGAGGAUACUCCUGAUUGGCGCUUGUUUCUUCAAGAAGAAGGAAUUAGCUGUUAUAGUUCGAAAACUCUUUAUUCAUUUGGCACUUCUGCACUGCAUGGUCUUCACAAAAAUGUCUUUACAUUCCCCUAUCCUCUGGAUAAAGUGUGGUCUGUGUUCAGUGAUCGAGACUCCCGUCUAAAAAUCGAUGAAGGAAUGAUGCCCAUUUCACAAGCAUUUUCUUAUCAAGCUCCCCACAACACAAAUAACAAGGCACUGGUGGAAUUAGUGGCAGAGGAACGAGAUCAGUUUUAUGACGACGAUAAGCCACCUCUUGCUCUCUCCCUUGGAUGUUUUGGAAUAGAUGCAAAAAUGCCAUUUGUCAAGAAGAGAUUUUGUUGGUAUGCAGAGACGACUAUCUAUGAUCCUUAUGCAGAUUGUAUUGUGACAGUGGGGCAUUCUACACGUUCUUUUUUACAUCCAAGAGAACAGGAACUUACACAAAACAAAGUAAUCAUUGACAUCUUGUACUGCAACAUGUUCUUUAGGGUGAAUGAAAAUACCACUCGAUUUAUUCAAACAGCUUACUGCGAUCCAAAACUUCCAAUGACUGAUGGAUUUAUCGUCAAUGCAUCCAUAAAAUCUAGAGCUAGACGUUUCCGAAAAACCUUUCUCAACAUUUUAGAAACUGUUGAGGAUGAUUCUCCCAUUAUGCAAGCUGAUUCAUUCAAAAGUAAGCAAGCCAUUUUAGACAAUCAACGUGUGUAUCCUAAUCGAUCAUGGUUCAAGGAGUAUGAAUCAAGAAAAAACUAA
Naegleria lovaniensis is the source of this 1578-nucleotide messenger RNA. RefSeq lists its product as uncharacterized. Lineage: Eukaryota; Heterolobosea; Eutetramitea; Acrasida; Naegleriidae. The record is from RefSeq and is a predicted model, not a curated record. The coding region runs from base 1 to 1578 and encodes 525 amino acids. The transcript has a single exon.